Ectocarpus sp. CCAP 1310/34 is the source of this 886-nucleotide messenger RNA. The record is from the annotation of a GenBank genome assembly. NCBI's taxonomy places the organism in Eukaryota, Phaeophyceae, Ectocarpales, Ectocarpaceae.
GUUACCCGGUGCAGAGAUCGCGAACAGGGAGAGCCAGAGAAAAAAGUCAAUAAACAGCAAGGAAAGGGUAUCGGGGAAGCGCCUAACCACCUCUUGCCGAACGUGCUGUAUCAUCAUGGCGACUACCUGGUCCGUUUCCGUCUCCUCACGCCUCAUUGAGCGCAUGAUCGAGGCCGGACGACACCCAGGAGAACGAGCAGUGACCGCCUCCAUUUCGCGCCCCUUGUGCCUGGUCCGUAUGAAGCAAUGUGGUGCCCAAGGAAGCGGGAAGGCGUAUCUACACGUAGUCCAUGCGUAUGAGGCUCGAUAAAACCCGCGUCCACAAGAAAGAAAGUGAUUGAUUGGUGAUCUUACAACAAGCGGUUCAAGUUGUUCGGUAGCGUUAUACAGUAGUAGUUGAAGGACAGCUGGCUGUUGUAUGCCGGACUGUUGAAGAUGUAGCCCGACGCCCUCUUGUGUAGCUACAACCCCCAACUUGUUGUAGAAGCGCCUGCGUUGACUCAUUAUAUGGCGCUCCGGGGACCCGGUGGGAGAUCAUCAUGCACGACGUGCGUGCUGCACCGGUAUCCUCCCUGCUCUGCUGUAUCUCGCACUUUUUUUUUUCUGGCAACUGCACGUGUACAUGUGACCCCGGUUGGGUCGUCUAGCUGGUAGAAGUGGAGGAUAGGGGCCAGAGGGGCAGACGACAGAGUCCAAUGAUGGGAGAACAAAAAAAAAAUGUAGGGUACCGCGCCGGAUCCUUCUGUGUAUUUCCUCAUGUAGCCAAGCAGAGCGGGGAGGUCGGAACGCGUCUCUAGAUACGACUGGCGAGAUAUUUCAGGAAGCUGCUUUGAAGGUAGCAAUGAUAGAACUUCUCUGCCUUCGCCGUAACGAUGUUUUCACGAGC